GAGGAAGAGUUUGGCACGAAUUUGAGUCUUCCUGGUUUCCCGACAAACAAGAAAUACAAAAUAAACAACACAUUCCACAUAUUUUGUAUUUCGUCAUAUUAUUUAACAUUUAACCCGAUUAAUUUUAAUUGCACAAAUUUUCAAUUAUUAAUUUCAAAUUUAAACUAAUAAGAAAGUAAUUUGCCUUCUAAACUAUAAGGUAACGGACUUCCACGAUUUAAUCAUCACCACCAUGUCCAACCAACGCUGCCUUCUUUGCUUACAAGUUAUCACAGGAAUAUCAAAAUCCCCGAAAAAAAUUAAAAUCGAAAUUCUUUGCAAACUUUUGUCAUCCCCGAAUUCCAAAUUGUCUCCCCAAUCUGAAUUCGCUGAGGAGGAAGUUUGUGAAUUUUGCGAAGAUUGUUAUCCUCUCGUCGGCACGUUGCAUGAAAUUAAGACACAAAUUUCUCUGCUGGAGGAACUAAUUGGAAAUCAAAUUCAACAAAUUCGUACCACAAUUUGUAGCACCUCGGCCCAACUAGAAAUUAAUGGGGAUGAUAAAGAUGAGAAAAUUGUACAAAUUCGGGACAUGAUUCUCCGCGUGACAGGUGGAGAAAGUGAAGAAGAAGACGGAUUUGAAAUCAAAGUGGAGGAUGAUGACCAAGUCUGUGAUGACGAUUAUAAUUCCGAGGAGAUAAAUGUCCCCAAAUCGACAGAGGCGAAAGCCACGGAUCCCGAUGGGAACGAAGACGACGCUGCAUUGUGUAUUACUCCUUCGACUCAAAAGAGAUCGAGGGGAAGACCUAAAAAAUUAGCGACAGAAAACAAAACAAGUCCCACUCGCACAAAACGGAAAAGAGAGGAAUCUCUCCCCGCAAAAGAACAAUUAAAGCCGACAAAAACUUCAAAACUGGAUUCCCCCACCCCACAUGCGACACGAUUCUCCCCCCGAACUGCCAAAAUCUCGACCCUUACACCCAAAACUCUUGUAAUUUCGGUCCAACGGAUUAAAACAUCCGCACCACCACCACCUCCACCAUCGGACUUGGAGGAUUCAAAAUCUAACCCUGACUCCGACGACAAGAAUUCCGUCAUCCUACUCUCUCCAAAAAGUGAAAAUGACGACGACACUUCUGACUCCGACGACAGCUCGCCUUCUGACUCGGAAGUUGACGAUGUCACCGCCACCGCCGAAAUCAUCCAUCCCUACAAAUGCAUCUCCUGUCCGAAAUCUUUCAUCAAGCGAGCCACCCUGAAUCUCCAUAAGAAACGAAACCAUCGCGUGGCAUGCAUCGCGCCAUCAUGCGUCGCUCUCUUUGCCACCAAGAAAGCGAGGGACGCCCACAUCAAGCGCGACCACGCGAGCCUUUCUCCUUAUCAGUGCCGCCUUUGCGGGAAAAAGUGCCGUCGCCAAAACGUCCUCGAUGCUCACAUGGUGAUUAAACAUGAAACAGGAGAGAAGAAAUUGUCCUGUACCAAAUGCGGGAAGGGGUUCUGUCUCGAAGAAAACUUGGCGAGACAUUUGAAACUGCAUGACAUCGAGGGAAUCAAACCCUUCGUUUGCGACGUAUGCGAUAACCGAUUCGAAAGUGAGGAACGUUUAAAGAAACAUUUAGCCAGCCAUGAUGAAAUUAACCCGUGGAAGUGUGCUACUUGUGGGAGGGGGUGUAACAGCCGGGCGGCGCUGGAAAUACACAUGCGGGUACAUAGUAAGGAAAGGCCGGAGAAGUGUUCGCAGUGCGAGGCUCAGUUUCGCGACAAGUUGACGCUGGAGCGCCACAUUGCACGCGCACAUUCCGGCGCUCCUGCUUCUUACAUUUGUCACAUUUGUGGAAAUGCGUUCUAUCUUCCGAGCGAUCUGAAAGGCCAUUUGAAUCGGCACGAGGGCAAAUCACGAGUGAAAUGUGACACUUGUAAUAAAACUUUUCCAGACGUGAUGAGAUUACAGUCUCAUCAGAUCAAGGUGCAUGGGAAGGAUCCGUUCAUUUGUGAUGAAUGCGGUGGCAGCUUUACGUCGCAGCAAGGGUUAAAAUUACACAAGAAGAUACACGUUGGAGAUAAAAAGUUCAAAUGUCAGAAUUGUGAUGCCUCUUUCAUCCGGGUUGAAACUCUUAAGGAUCACAUGCGCGUUCACACGGGAGAGCGACCAUUCCCCUGCCCCCACUGCAAGAAAGCCUUCAGAAACAAGACCAAUUUGAGGGUGCACGUGAAGGGAAUCCACACUCCGGGCUACGUUACCCCCACCCCGCACAAAUGCUCGCACUGCGAUAAAGCAUUCCAAUAUCCUCUCCUUCUUGAAGGCCACAUCCGCCAGGCACACACUGGAGAACGACCCUUCACCUGCGAACAGUGCGGAAAGGGGUUCGUCCUCAACUCAGCGCUAACUCUGCAUAUGAAGGGGACUCAUGGCGUCGUUCUGAGCACGAGAAAAGAUAGGCUGCCAAGAUCGAAGAAAGAUACGUUUAACUGAAGAUAGGAUAUAGAUGUAUAGAUUUUAAAGAAGUUCUGAUUUUUUACAUUUUGUUAAAGUCUAGCCAUAAAAAUUAUCAAAGCGUCAAAAGAGAUUUACUUACUUGUAAUUAGCGUCAUGUCAUUUAUGGCAAGUGUGUCGAAAAUCUGUGACGAGAGCGCACUUAUUGCUACUAGUGCGAACAGACUUCUUUGUAACCUUAGUAUUCUUCGCAUCGCAAAAUAUGUAAGUUACGAUGGUUAAGAGAUUUUGUAAGCGUCGUAUAAUUUUGUCAUUCAAAAUCGCGUUACAAAGGUUACAAUUUUUACGAAGGUUGGCCGCUUCUGUUUUUAAGUAAACUAUUUUACGAUGCUAAGGAUACGAAGACAAUUAUGAAUAUCCUCAAUAUUUUUUUUAAUCGACAAGAAUUCUCACUGUCCAGUCCGAGCUUAAGCUGGGAUAUAUUUCUCGUACUUGCGCCAUUUCGACUGUAAAUUAAAGAAUACAUAACAGAAAGUUACAUAUCUUAAUUAAGCAAUUAAUUAGUAUGAAUUGUUAUUAUUGUAUGAUUAAUUUGGAGGUUCGAUAAUAGGGUCACCAUGCAUUUGCACAUAUGUAUAUUUGUUACUGUGGACAUUGUUGUCAUAAUACUUACUAAUUUGGAAAUAAUAUUUGUUAAUUAUCUA
This is a messenger RNA of Folsomia candida, 3114 nucleotides long. Its product is annotated as zinc finger protein 37. The transcript is spliced from 7 exons. Gene Ontology annotation, molecular function: DNA-binding transcription factor activity, RNA polymerase II-specific; RNA polymerase II transcription regulatory region sequence-specific DNA binding. Gene Ontology annotation, biological process: regulation of transcription by RNA polymerase II. NCBI's taxonomy places the organism in Eukaryota, Metazoa, Arthropoda, Collembola, Entomobryomorpha, Isotomidae. The coding region runs from base 233 to 2449 and encodes 738 amino acids. Gene Ontology annotation, cellular component: nucleus. The record is from RefSeq and is a predicted model, not a curated record.